Messenger RNA from Sinocyclocheilus anshuiensis, 5535 nucleotides. Its product is annotated as transcriptional activator protein Pur-alpha-like. Gene Ontology annotation, molecular function: DNA-binding transcription factor activity, RNA polymerase II-specific; RNA polymerase II transcription regulatory region sequence-specific DNA binding; purine-rich negative regulatory element binding. The record is from RefSeq and is a predicted model, not a curated record. NCBI's taxonomy places the organism in Eukaryota, Metazoa, Chordata, Actinopteri, Cypriniformes, Cyprinidae. The transcript has a single exon. Gene Ontology annotation, biological process: regulation of transcription by RNA polymerase II. Gene Ontology annotation, cellular component: nucleus. Bases 164 to 1003 code for a protein of 279 amino acids.
UUAUCGGUUCCAAGUUGAGGCUGGUCGCGGAGGUUGCGUCUCCUCCUUCAGGAAGCGUCUCUGGCAGCAGAUCUCGCGAGAGUUGCGCGGUCGCUCGGCAGCAGUCGCUUUUGCAGCAGGGCUGAGGGAGACGGAGAGAGAAGGUAAGCGGGGAGGCUGCAUCAUGGCGGACAGAGACAGUGGAAGUGAGCACGGUGAAUUCGCCACAGGCCCCGGCCCGAUGCACCCGGGCGCCGCGUCGCGGAUCCAACACGACACGGAGGAGCUCGCCUCGAAGCGGGUGGACAUCCAGAACAAACGCUUCUAUCUGGACGUGAAGCAGAACGCCAAAGGCCGCUUUCUGAAGAUAGCAGAGGUCGGGGCCGGGGGAAACAAGAGCCGCCUGACUCUCUCCAUGUCCGUCGCCGUGGAAUUUCGCGACUACCUAGGAGACUUCAUCGAGCACUACGCCCAGCUGGGCCCCAGCAACCCUGACACGGUGCAGGACGAGCCCAGGAGGGCGCUUAAGAGCGAGUUCCUGGUGCGCGAGAAUCGGAAGUACUACAUGGAUCUGAAGGAGAACCAGAGGGGGCGGUUUCUCCGGAUCCGGCAGACCGUCAACCGCGGGCCCGGCCUGGGAGCCUCGCAAGGCCAGACCAUCGCGCUUCCCGCACAGGGACUCAUAGAGUUCCGCGACGCGCUGGCCAAACUCAUCGACGACUUCGGCGUGGACGAGGACCCCGCGGAGCUGCCCGAGGGCACGUCGCUGACGGUGGACAACAAGCGUUUCUUCUUCGACGUGGGGUCCAACAAGUACGGCGUCUUCAUGCGGGUCAGCGAGGUGAAGCCCACCUACCGCAACUCCAUCACGGUGCCCUGCAAAGUGUGGUCCAAAUUCGGCGCGACCUUCUGCAAGUACGCGGACGAGAUGAAGAAGAUCCAGGAGCGGAGCCGGGAGCGGAGGGCGCGCGAGAUGCUACCGGAGGGCCUGCACGGGGACGACGGGGACGGGGACGAGGACUAAUGCAUCUAUGAUGCACAGAACGAAUGACUUGAUAAUCAGAAGUUACUGUAAUGUGGGAUCGAUCUACACACACACAACCUUCACAGACUCAAACAGUUGCACCUCUUCACUCAUCGCCGGAAGUUACCCACUUACCCACCAUUUAACAGUAAGACGCUGCUAUCGACAACAUGAUGUAUGAACCAGGAUGUCCAGGAUGGUGCAGGAGUGUGUAUAUCCCUCUUUACCCACGUGUGUGACACAUCCAAGCUCUUGUGCAGCACUGCAAAAUUCCACUUGUUUUCCAGUACAAAUAUCUAAAUAUCCUGACAACUAUAUAUAUAUAUAUAUAUAUAUAUAUAUUAGUUCUUUUAUUAUUUUAAGAAAAAUCCAACAGUUUGCACAAUUUUAUUCAGACCACUCAUGACACAGCAAAAAAUGUCAAUACUGGAAAUAAAAGAACAUGCCUAGUUAAUGGUAAAAUGACACUAUAUAAAAACAUGAGUGGGGUCAGUUUUAAUACGAUUCAGUAUGCUUUCUAAACACUUCAGCACUGACACCUGUCAAUCAUGUUGCCAACUUGACAGCAACCGCUUCAUGUGUAAAAACUGAUGACCUAAUGUGUUUUGCAGAUUUUAAAAUGUACUUUUUUAAUUCAAAAAGUACAAAGUGACGUGAAAAUGCUGCUGAUAUUCAGCAUGCACAUUGGGGUUAUUAAAGAAAGCAUGCAAAGUGAGUGGUGUCACUGUGGCUUGUUGCUUAUUGGAGCAACUGACCCCACUCCUGCAGUUCUGCUUGUCAAGUAAAUUAUUUUAAAGAUGCUGUGUAUUUGACAGGAUAACAAGAUGGACAUUUUUUGCAGUGUAAUACUAUUUCCAAAGGUGCAAAUUGAAAAAGAAAUAUAUAAUUAGUGCUCACUUUUGACUUCCAGCACAAAAGCUAUUAUUUAGGAACCGUUUGAACCAAAGGUUCAACAUGCAAACGAACAUCAGAAGUGAAGGAACAGUGAUGUGGGAGUGCUGUGAAUAUUUAAACAUGCACUUUUGUUAGAUUAUCCAAUUUAUAUAAAUGGAUGUCACCCCUUCUGGUUCGACUUAAAAGGUGCACUUGGACAUUUUUCCAUUAUUUACAUAACAGUUUUUCGCUGGUUGCAUCAUGGGGGCCGCCAUGUUGAGAUCACGUGACCAACCAAUUAACAACAUAAACUCAAUGUUAUUAGUCACUUACAUUUGCAAAAUAAAUUUAUCAUGGCAGAAGAAGCUUCAUGUCUCACAUAAACCAAAAAUGACUAAGUGCACCUUGAAAUGCAUAUGAGGAAAUCUAGGUAUGUUGUUUACUCGUUUGCCUUUUAACUCUAUACACAAAGCAAAUGAGAUUGUUUGUUUGCACGCGUCAUGCAAUGUGUGCUUCGGUAGCCGCAUAGCGAAGGCAUUGCUAAAACAACCGGUUGACGUUUGUUCCUGUUAAAUAUGAACCCUGUUGCACCAUUGCCCUCUGACAUUUGGGCAGACGGUUUCAUUGAAGUGCUAACUUAGAUAUACAAACUAUGAUUUUGUGAAUCAGAUGUACUUAGAUCCUUAUGAAAUUGCCCACGUUUUCUGUGGGAAUUUUUCUUUAUUUUGUUUUUGGGGACGGGGUGGGAGGGGGGCAGGUACUCAAAAAGAAGCUGUCCACUAGUGCGAGUUGCGUUAAUAUCUGCGCAGAGCAUCCUCUACAACGUCAAAAAACAACUCUGGUGCCUUAUAUUCUCCACACGUUUACAUGCUUUACGUGUUCGAUCAUUUUCUUUCCGAUUGCUGUUUGUCUUUCUUUGUCGUUCGGGGUCACAACGGCGUGGAGUUUCUUCGAUGACUUCUUCAACAAGCCAAUCAAAGAAAGAGGCGUGCGGGCUCUUGGCCCUCCACGUUGCUGGGAAAAGAACGAUGAUGUCAUAAUCAAACAGCACUGACGUAAACAUGGACGUGAUGCGUUCAUGUCAUAUCAGAAUUACUUGGUUUUCCGUGGCGGUGCUCAAAGGCAAAAUCGAUCCAUGUGCGGUUUUGUCCUUGAUGUCAGACUUUGCGAAGUUUUUGUGCUCGUCAAAAACUUAGAUAAUUCUGGCGCGACGUGAACGCAGCAGUAGUCACCUAAAGGCGGUGGAGGUCUGCUAGUCAUGCUCUGUGUAAAAAAAAAAAUUAAUUAAUUAAAAAAAGUAACAGGUUUAAAAAAAGAAAAAGCUGAGUGUAAAAAAAACAAACAAAAAAAAACAGCGUGAUAAGGUUGUAUGUAUGUUUCUCGCUACAGCCCAGCAUUAUGCUAAUGUAGGCCUAUAUUAGUAGACUUAUGGCCGAGGCAGUAGCCUGUAUGAUUUUUUUGUAUGGUGCUAAUAUCCCCGUUCGUGGGAUAUACUUCUGCCGUUCUUACCAGUUGCUGAAUUCAUUUGUUGUCAACCUCGUCACAUCGCACCUUGAGAUUUUACUUUUCUCACUAAAGUUACAGUGCUAAAAUUUCAGUAUCGUGUGCAAUAUAUUGUAGGCUGCGUGCCAGUGGUGGCGUUGCCCAAAAUUCAGUCCCGCCGCAGGUUCACGUCCCCCUUCAGACCGCCAAAGCAAAACUAUUUCCUAAAAAAUCUUAUAAUGGGUACUCUAUUCAAUGCCUGAUUGGAAAUCCUACUAAAUCUCUGAAUGAUGGUGUGAUAACUAUAAAAAAUAAUCAAAGCUACACAGUCAAAUUAAACAUUUGCCAUUCUGUUUUUGUUAAUCCAGUCGUAUAUUCCAGAUGAUACGAACUAUGAAUGUUAACGCUACAAAAGCAUUAACAGGAAAACUACUUUUGAGUAUCUAGAAGACAAUAAUGCAAUGUUUUUGAAAAGGCAUUACUGAUGGCUACCUCUUGGGGUCCGAGGGGGGAUCGGAUUCUGCGGGACGAUUGAAUCUUGCGUGAGGUCGGCAUUUUGUGUGUGUGGAUACUCGUCCCCUGCAACGACAUAAAAUGUACGCUUGAGGCUCGCUCUAAUCGAAACAUGUCUCUGCAUAUUAAACUAACCUUUUUGAAAAGUUGAGGGUUUAUCCUACUAACUAAACCAGUCACCACAAACAGGGACCGUCUGAAAGCACCUAUGGCGGCAAAUCUGCUCUCCGCCAAUCAGACGCAAUCCUGUAUGACCUAAAAAUAUAGUGAUGUAGUCACUUAAGCUUCUCGGUGGUUGGAGUAGUUUAAUACUCGGUUGCUAAUAUAUAUAUAUUGUUUUUAAUUUUUUUAUUUUAGCCAAUGUUAAAUGCACAAUGCUUCAGUCAGAGAUAUUCCUAACUAUUUAUUUGAUAAAAUAGCUUAUGAAUGUUGUUAGGAAAAAAGAUAGACUUUUUCCUCAAACCCUCUCUCGACAUAAGCCAGCUCACUAGUGUUGCAGUGAAAAGCCUGUUGCUGUCAGACCCAAAUGUCACAAAUACUUGGAUAUGUGGGGUUUUGUAAAAACGAGACCUUUAUAUGUACUAAAGCCACCAGCCUACGGACAGUUUGGGGGUUUCUAGCCACAGACUCCCAUGCUAAAGGCCCAUUUGUGCUAAGCACAUGAGGAAGUCUAUAGGGGAUCAAGGCUGACAUUAUUCCUGCGGAGCGUUUGGUCUCUUUGUUUACCACUGCACAAUAUUAAAGCAUACAUAUGCACUUUGUCUCGCUCGAUAUGCCCUCGCAUCUCUUCAAGACUGAAUCUGAAACGGCAUGCUUCUCUUGUAGGGGCUAUUUUAGGUCUAUUUGUACACCGUUAUAUUUCUUUUCCUCUUGAGACCGGUAAGCAAAUCUUUUUCCUAUCACUGCCCGGAUGCGAUUACGAAAACUGCUCGAUGCGUGCCACAGUACGAAAUUUAAACUGGAAAUAACAUUUAAAGGUGUUUUCUAGAGCAAAACGAUGCAAAAAUGCACCCUCGAUCGAAUACACACAUGUUUUAAGUCAAUCAUGAAGGUGCUAGUGGGUACUAAAUGGCUCAGUCCUGUCUGGGUGGCAUCGUACAGCCAGACUUUCUCAUGUAAUAGUGUUCAAGCUCUCCACCAGCAAAGACCAGCAUUGGUUUGAUGCACAACAGGCUGUGGGGACAAAAAAUUAAACGGUACUCUGACUCCAUUCUAGACUGGAAGAGCAAUUUCAAUCUUUUCUCCAAUUCCAGGUGCUGAUUCGAAUGUCACCUGUCUAACGGAGCUGCACAGACACCUUAAAGCCCUCACGUAUCUGCAGUUUCCAAUAUGAAGAGCAACCUUUUAACUUGAUCUACUUGUUAAUCUCAUGAAGCGUGUGUGUGUGUGUGUGUGUGUGUGUGUGUGCGCGCGAUUAUCCGGUUCCCCUUCCCUUUUAAACCACGGCCAGUCACCAACUUGGGUUAGUUCUCAUACUUCACGUUCCUUCGGUCUCACAAGCUCAAGGCUUUGACCUGCUUAGCAUGUAGCUGUGAGCGUUUUGCGUAUUAAGCAGACUGUCUGGGAGGGGUCCUGCAUCGAGGGUCAAUGCACAAGGAGGGUAUUCACAUAUCCCACCAACCAUUUCCUUUUUAUUCCCUAUCAAAUGUGUUGUACACUUUAAA